AUGUCGCACAUGCCAAAGUGGAUGUCCGAGCUUAUCGAGAAAGGGUCAAGCGUCACGGAGUGUUUAGAGAUGUGGCGUCAGGAGCAGGAGGCCAUGAGAGCUGAGAGAGAUCAAGCUAGAGCUGAACGAGAGACAGUAAGAGCAGAAAAGGAAGCUGAACGAGAGCUUGAGAAAGUAAGGUUAGCUCAUGAAAGAGAGGAGCGUCAGGCUAAGAGAGACAGGGAUAAGUGGGAGGCUGAGAAAGAGAUUAAGUUGAGAGAGUUAGCUCUUAAAGAGAAAGAGUUAGAGAAGAGUAAAACUGGUCCCUCCCCCCAGAGCAUUCACACCCCUAGUGUAAAGUUGCCUAAAUUUGAAGAAGGUCAAGACCCUGACGUUUUUCUAAAAUCUUUUGAGAAAAUAGCGGGGUUACAAAGUUUUUCUAAAAUCUUUUGA
Molecule: messenger RNA, 432 nt
Organism: Saccostrea cuccullata (small rock oyster)
Lineage: Eukaryota; Metazoa; Mollusca; Bivalvia; Ostreida; Ostreidae
Product: DDRGK domain-containing protein 1-like
Exons: 1
Coding region: 1-432 (143 amino acids)
Source: RefSeq, a predicted model, not a curated record